This is a messenger RNA of Gastrolobium bilobum, 531 nucleotides long. Its product is annotated as toll/interleukin-1 receptor-like protein. Lineage: Eukaryota; Viridiplantae; Streptophyta; Magnoliopsida; Fabales; Fabaceae. The transcript has a single exon. Gene Ontology annotation, biological process: signal transduction. The record is from RefSeq and is a predicted model, not a curated record. The coding region runs from base 1 to 531 and encodes 176 amino acids.
AUGGCAAGGCAAGAAUCAUUGUUUUCCUCUUCCUCCUUUAGCUAUGGAUGGGAAUACGAUGUGUUUCUAAGCUUCAGAGGCGUAGAUGCUCGUCACGGUUUCACUGGCAAUCUCUACAAAGCUCUUUGUAGCAGGGGAAUCCACACCUUCAUUGAUGAUGAAGAGCUUGAAAGAGGAGAGGAAAUCACACCAUCACUUGUCAAGGCUAUUGAGGAAUCCAGGAUUGCCAUCAUUGUGCUCUCUACAAACUAUGCUUCUUCUUCAUUUUGCUUGGACGAACUUGUCCAUAUCCUUCACGGCAUCAAGCAAAAUGGUCGGCUGGUUCUGCCAAUUUUUUACAAGGUGGAUCCUUCUGAUGUGCGACAUCAGAGGGGUAGUUAUAGAGAAGCAUUGGAUAAUCAGGAAGUGAAGUUCAGGGCUAACAAAGAGACGUUCGAGGAUAACAUGAAGAGGUUGCAGAAAUGGAAGACGGCACUGCAGCAGGUAGCUAACUUGUCUGGCGAUCAUUUCGAAACAACUGGGUAUUUUUGA